This is a messenger RNA of Parnassius apollo (apollo), 1218 nucleotides long. Lineage: Eukaryota; Metazoa; Arthropoda; Insecta; Lepidoptera; Papilionidae. The record is from the annotation of a GenBank genome assembly.
AUGUGCGCGAACUAUGAGGGAUUCUUCAAGAAAUUUCACGAGAGUAUUGACAACUGUAUGGACGAUGUGACGAAAAAUAAUUUCACUAAUUUGGAAACCAAUUCAAAACGUGUCUUGUACUUAUGCAGCCUUCCUGCUAUAAAAUCAUAUGAUCUCAGAGGUGAUAUCGAAAAAAGUGAAACAGGUGGCGAAUUUCCCGUUAAAAAAGACUUGGAAAAAGCGCGGAAAUUGAAAGAUGAAGGUAACAAAGCCGUGCAAAAGGGCGAUUGGGCUAAAGCUUUACAGCUUUACAGCCAAAGCAUGCUAUUUGUACCGCGAAAAGAGACCGAAGAGCUUUCAAUUUUGUACGCAAAUCGAUCAGCCGCUCUAAAUCACCUAGAACAGUAUGAAGAGACACUCUCCGACAUAAAACGCUGCCUGUCGUUGGGCUACCCUCGACAUCUAAGAUACAAGGUGUAUGAACGAAAGGCGAGGACUUUGCUCGUAUUAAAAAGAAAUCAGGAAGCUAUAACUGCUUUUCAAAAUACCAUAAGUGCGCUUGAUGAAGCUGAAGGCCUCAACAAGGAGAAAAGGCAAAAAAUGCGAACAGAUGCUAAACUUAUGUUGGAGAUAUUGAACAAAGGUCUCACGUUAGCUGGUAACCCAAAAGAUCCAGAGCCAUUGAAAAAGACACCACCAAAGCCAAAGUUACCGGGCAAAAAUAAUGCUCAGUAUCCAGCCGCUUCUGAAGCCAUACAAAUAGAUUUUGACGAGAAAAAGGGAAGAUAUGCAACGGCUACUAGAGAUAUACAAGCCGGAGAGACUUUGCUAAUUGAGAAACCUUUUAGCGGAGUACUCUUAGGAGAAUACUCAAAGACACAUUGCCAGAAUUGCUUCAUUAAAUGUUCUAUUCCACUGCCAUGCCCGAAUUGUCCAAAUGUCGUAUUCUGCAGCGAAAAAUGUUCGGAUACUGCCCAAAAAACUUAUCACAACUACGAAUGCCAAAUUUUACCUCUCCUAUGGAAAUCAGGCUGCUCCGUCACUUGCCAUAUAGCUUUACGAAUGAUUACACAGAACAGAAAAGAAUACUUCAAUGAAAUCAGUGCUAAUAUCGACGAUAAGCCAACCGGUGUCUACAAGACAAACGAUUACAGAAACAUCUAUCACUUAGUCGCUCAUGAAGACGAGAGAACCAAGCAGGAUUUCUUACAUAGAUCUCAAAUGGCAGUUUCUUGGUAA